ACAUAUUGUCUAAGACAUAUAGAAUCCGAAGGAUUUACAACUAUUCAUUUCUUUGGUGAUAAAACAUUCAAAGGAGGAAACGACUAUGAGAUUUACACUCAUCCAAAAAUUAUCGGCCACUCAGUUUCGAGUCCUGAAGAUACUAUCCGAGAAUUAAAACAAUUGUUUCCGAUUUAA
Ambispora leptoticha is the source of this 177-nucleotide messenger RNA. The record is from the annotation of a GenBank genome assembly. Lineage: Eukaryota; Fungi; Glomeromycota; Glomeromycetes; Archaeosporales; Ambisporaceae.